CAUAGGAGAGCUGCUAGCCAAUUAUGAUGUCAGUUUACUGCCUAAAAUAGAGAAGGACGCACCGUGCAGAUCUAGUGAGUUUAUCUAAAACCCCGCGGCACCUGCCCUGACUGUUGGUGAGGCAGGAAAGCAUAGAAAGUGUACGCUGCUGGGAAAGUAAAGGCAGGUAGCCGCCCCCCAAAGCAGAUGGACACUACAGGGUACAUCAUAACCAGAGCUUGACUAAGGACAACACUGGCUACUCCUGCUUUCUUGUCUACUGAGCUCUCCCUCAGUGCUGUAUUUGUUGGAAAUUGCUUGGGAACCUUGCUUUUCGCAUUUGCACAGCAUUUGGAUUGCCGCCUUUUCCAGAUAGUGAUCUUGCAAAAUACACAGGGAUCCUUUAUUGAGGCUCUCUCACACAGGAGAAGCUAGCUCAAGUCAGCCUUUUUGGCAAAUAAACAUUCCUCAACUUCUCCCGUAUUUCCUCACAUUCUUAUAUAAGAACAUCGGCUAAUAUGGAUAGUGCCAACAAUAUGCCUAAACAAGUGGAGGUCCGGAUGCAUGACAGUCAGCUGAACAUUGAAGAGACACCACCAAAGCCUCUACGGAACAGAUUAUGUGGAAAACUUAUGAAAAAUCUACUUCUAACUCUAACAGUUGUCGGUGUAAUCCUGGGUGCUAUAAUUGGUUGUCUGCUCCGGCUUGCUUCUCCAAUACAUCCUGACAUUGUUAUGGUUAUAAGUUUCCCAGGAGACAUCCUCAUGCGAAUGCUGAAAAUGCUUAUUCUUCCCUUAAUCAUCUCUAGUUUAAUCACAGGUUUGUCUGGUCUUGAUGCUAAGGCUAGUGGUCGUCUGGGGACAAGAGCCAUGGUGUACUAUAUGACUACAACCAUCAUUGCUGCUAUCCUUGGUGUAAUUCUGGUACUUGCUAUCCAUCCUGGGAACCCCAAGUUGAAGGAGAAGCUUGGAGAGGGUGUAAAGAAUGAUGAAGUGUCCAGUCUGGAUGCCUUCCUGGACCUUAUCCGAAACCUCUUCCCUGAAAACCUUGUUCAAGCAUGCUUUCAGCAGAUCCAGACAGUCACCAAGACAAUUAUCCCAGAAGGCCAACCUCCUGUGCUUACCAAUGACUCCAUAAUUAGAACUGUCAAUGAAACACUGACUGCUGAUGACAUUAAACCAGUAAUUAAGAAGAGCCUCCAGUUUAAGGACGGAAUGAAUGUUUUAGGUCUGAUCGGGUUUUUCAUCGCAUUUGGCAUUGCAAUGGGCAAAAUGGGUGAGCAGGCCAAACUAAUGGUGGAAUUCUUCAAUAUUCUGAAUGAGAUCGUCAUGAAACUUGUCAUUAUGAUCAUGUGGUAUUCACCUCUUGGUAUUGCCUGUCUCAUCUGCGGGAAGAUUAUUGCCAUUAAUGACUUGGAGGUGGUCGCCCGGCAACUUGGAAUGUACAUGUUGACAGUAAUUAUAGGCCUCAUCAUCCAUGGGGGUAUAAUUCUGCCACUGAUUUACUUUGCAAUUACAAGGAAAAAUCCAUUCACCUUCUUCGUUGGCAUUUUCCAAGCUUGGAUUACUGCUUUAGGCACUGCUUCUAGUGCUGGUACACUUCCAGUUACAUUCCGAUGCCUUGAAGAAAACCUGAAAAUUGAUAAACGUGUGACACGAUUUGUACUUCCCGUUGGUGCAACAAUUAAUAUGGAUGGAACAGCUCUCUAUGAGGCAGUAGCUGCUAUUUUUAUUGCACAGAUGAAUGGAGUCAUACUCGAUGCUGGAGAGAUAGUCACAGUGAGUUUGACAGCCACACUUGCCAGUGUUGGUGCUGCCAGCAUACCCAGUGCAGGACUGGUCACCAUGCUUCUUAUCCUCACGGCUGUGGGACUUCCAACUCAGGACAUCAGUCUACUGGUUGCUGUUGACUGGCUUUUAGACAGAAUGCGAACUUCAGUAAAUGUAGUUGGCGAUUCAUACGGUGCUGGAAUUGUGUACCAUCUCUCUAAAGCUGAACUUGAUGCCAUUGACGCCCAACAUGGUGCUCUGGAUGACAUAGAGAUGACAAAGACUCAGUCAGUUUAUGAUGACAUGAAAAACCACAGAGAAAACAACUCCAAUCAGUGUGUUUAUUCAGGGCGCAACUCUGUCAUAAUAGAUGAAUGCAAGUCUCCUCGUCAUGUGGAAUAUCAGUCCUGUCUUUAAGUUUACGUAUGACGUUGAGAACUUGAAAGUGACAGGUGACACUGGCAAAAAAUGGCACAUCAGAUUUCGCUAUUGUGGAAGAAGAACCUGAGAAGACUGGAAACUAAAGUACAAACAUUCACACCUAUACUCUUAUCUGCUAAACCUUUCCUGGGGUACAAUCAGAAUAUAUCACAUUACUAAAGUAAAAUGAAGUGUUUACCUCAUAAGUCCUUGUUCAUCUGCGUUAGUACUCAGACAAACAAAUGAACAAGGUUCUUUUGGUUUUGCCAAAUGUUCAUUUAUUGUGUUUCAGAACUGCAGGAUCUUUUUUGACACUGGAAUAAGACAGCUGCUUUAACACUAAAUCCAGAGAGUGAUCAUUCAUUCCCCUUUAAAUCAUCUUUAGAAAUGUGGUGCUUCAUUGUUACACUAUAAAAUAAUGUAUCAUGACUUGAAUCAGGGAAGCUUACACUCACAGAGCACAAUAUUCACACUAAUGCAUUCUGAACUUAAUAUAGUUUUGUUUAAUUUAUUGUACUGUGUAUCACAGAGGGUAAAUAACACAAUUCAGAUUCACUGAGAUAUUUUUUUCUCUAAUUAAGUCAGUUUAUAAAUAUAUAUCUUUCAAUACAGGGCUGUAUAACAUGUCCACCAAGAUAAUGGCAGGAUGGACAAGUUAUCCAUCAAACUAAUGAGAUUUGAGUUUGAAAUACCCUUUAAACUAAUAAUAUUUAGGGUCACUGCAGCUGUAAUGUAAAAUGUAUCAGUAUUAAAUAGGGGCUAGUGCCUUGAUUUUGGGUAGGAAAGCGUUAGAAUGGAAUAACUGCACAUACAAGAUGGCAGGAAAGUGAAGAAAGAAAAGACAUGUGCAUAUGACAUAUUCAGAUUCUCAGACCUAUGGCAUUUGAAAUGUUGUUUUGUAUAUGCCAGUCAUAUUUCAGGUGUUGCAAUUUUCAGAAAAAGACCCAUUUCUAACUUAAAGAUAUGUUCUGCACUAUGGCAUCCUGGGAAUAUUUAAUUAUAUAACACACAAGCCUGUGGGUAACUGAUAAUUCAUUCUUUUUUUUUAUUAGAACUGGAAAAAAAGAAACAAGGGAACAUAAUAAUAAACUGUUAUUCUUUUAAGUUAUUUGCAAUUUUUACAUUUUCGUUAAAAGCUAUAUUGUUGUAAGAGAGCUUAAACGGAUAGUGCCCUAACAAUUAAUAUGAAGGCUUUUGAUUAAACAUGAAUUUUUCUAAAUCCAUAUGCUCCUAGUGAGUGAUAAUAUUCAAUACAAAAUCAAAUCACUCAAAAAUUCUGUUUACCUGGCUCACCCUUCUUUAGAGGUGCAUUGUUAUUUGUUGUAUUUUUUAAAAUAUUUUCUAGAAUUGUUGGUUAGUGCUAGCUGUAAACUGUUAUAUAUAGGUAUAUUUUCUAAACUGAUGAAUGACAAAUGGCUUAACAAGCUGGCUGUACCCUGGAGAGGGCAGGAUGUUACAAGAUAGUAUAGAGAAAUACCAUCAAAAAUAAUUUUUAGUUUUUCAGUACUGAGCCCAAAAUUACUUUUAAUCAAAGUUUAUUUGUUCAGUUAAUUAGUCUUGAAAGUGAGGAAAUGUGUGCACAGUAAACCUUUGUUAGGAAAUGUCUAUUAUUUAGUGGUUUUAUAUUUAAGAUGCCAGUGUACUGGUUUAACUAAACAUCGGAUCAUUAAAGUAGUAGUGUUCCUGAGAAA
Molecule: messenger RNA, 3859 nt
Organism: Protopterus annectens (West African lungfish)
Lineage: Eukaryota; Metazoa; Chordata; Ceratodontiformes; Protopteridae
Gene: SLC1A2
Product: solute carrier family 1 member 2
Exons: 12
Coding region: 498-2165 (555 amino acids)
Biological process (GO): L-glutamate transmembrane transport
Cellular component (GO): plasma membrane
Molecular function (GO): glutamate:sodium symporter activity; L-glutamate transmembrane transporter activity; neutral L-amino acid transmembrane transporter activity
Source: RefSeq, a predicted model, not a curated record